AUGAAUAAUAAUGAUGAAGCAAUAGAUGAUGAUAAUGACGAUGAAGAAAUGUUAACAGAAAUGAUGUCCAGUGAAAUGUAUUUAACACCAUUAGGUGUAUUAAAACAUUUCGAAAAAAUUUGGACAAAUGAAAAAGAAGUUCUCACAAUUUAUUUAGCUGCUUUACGAUCACCACAGCAUUCAAUAACGCAUGUUCGUAAUAAUCCAAUAAGUUUAUUCUUUUUUGAAGUUCUACCUGGUUCGCCAUCAAAAUUUCGUCCCGUAUGUAUUUAA
Molecule: messenger RNA, 273 nt
Organism: Rotaria sp. Silwood2
Lineage: Eukaryota; Metazoa; Rotifera; Eurotatoria; Philodinida; Philodinidae
Source: the annotation of a GenBank genome assembly